GGUGCCAGUGGAGGCGGAGUUGCCUCCCAUGAAGGUCUCGCCGACCGCGCUGAAGCUCGCGAGGCAGAUUGGCGCCCUCGCGAAAGAGCCCGAUGAGGAGGCACCCCUCAUCAUCAGCCAGCUGUGCACGCUUUUCGGCAUCCUGAGGCCCUAUGCGCAAGGGGAGUUGAAGAGCGACCCCCUCCGCUGCGCGGUCUUUGUGGCGGAUGUGAUGUUCCUGAUCCACUCGCUUUCACAAGUGCCUGGCUCCCUCAGGCCAUCGCAGGCGUUGAAGCGGAAGGGGGAGGAGCAGUUGGGCCAGAUGCUCCAGUACCAGCAGGAGGGCGUCAAAGCCGCGCUGGGCGGCGCCGCGCUGAGCGGCGGCUUCGUGGGCGCGGAGGCGGCCCUGGGCAGUGCGGGCCAGCGCUUGAAGAGCUGCUGCCAGGGCCUGGCGCCGCUCCCGUCGCGGCUGCGGCACCAGGCGGCGCGAAGAGUACUGGAGUCCUUCUGCGAGGAGCUUCUGGGGAAGAUGCUGGAGCCGAAGCGUCAGGCGGGCCCAGCGCUCAACGCCUUGGGGGCCCUGAACCGUGGGAACGUGACGCGGCUGCUCGCUGGCACGGAGGAGUUCCGUGAGGUGCUGGCGGGCCUGAAGGCUCCUCAGUCGGCCUCGGGUGCGCUAGAUGCGGAGGAGGUCUCUGCAGCGGUGACGCUGCUGAGCACGGGGCAGGCCAUGGUGCGCCAGAGCCUGCAGGCGGCGAGCCUCAGCGUUGACCCGGAGGUCCGUGGCUACGCGGCGCUGGGGGUGGCCGCGGAUCUGCUGGGCUCGGACUUCGGGCGCUUCCUGGAGCGGCGCAAGGUGCUGCUGAAGGCAAUGCAGAAGGAGGAGGUGCUGAAGCUGAUGCAGCUCAGCUGGCGCGACGAGGCGUUGACGCCGGAGGAGGCGUGGAGAACACUGACCUCCGCCAGCUGAAGCGGAAAGAGCGAUCCAACUGCUAUGCCUUCAGCACCUUGUGAGCCUGUGA
Messenger RNA from Effrenium voratum, 1001 nucleotides. Lineage: Eukaryota; Dinophyceae; Suessiales; Symbiodiniaceae. The record is from the annotation of a GenBank genome assembly.